Molecule: messenger RNA, 1479 nt
Organism: Dentiscutata erythropus
Lineage: Eukaryota; Fungi; Glomeromycota; Glomeromycetes; Diversisporales; Gigasporaceae
Source: the annotation of a GenBank genome assembly
AUGUCAAAAUACGAAGAAAAUAUUACUUUGCCUAACGGUAAAACUGUUAAAGCUUAUACUGGUCUUUUUAUUAAUAACGAAUUUGUUGACUCUGUUGAUUGCAAACGUUUUGAGACCAUCAAUCCUGCAACUGGCCAAGUUAUUACCUCUGUAGUAGAAGCAUCUGAAAAAGAUGUUGAUAUCGCCGUUGAAGCUGCUACAAAAGCCUUUAAUGAGAAAUGGAUUUAUAUAGGCGGCCAAGAACGUGGAAGAUUAAUAAAUAAGCUUGCUGAUUUAAUUGAACGUGAUACUGAUGAAUUAGCUGCUCUUGAAUCCUUAGAUAAUGGUAAAGCUUGUACGAUAGCAAAAUCCGAAGAUCUUCCAGCUGUAAUUGCUGUUUUUAGAUACUUUGCUGGAUGGUGUGACAAGAUCCAUGGCAAGGUUAUUGAGACCCAAACCGAUAAAUUUUGCUAUACGCGUCACGAACCAAUUGGUGUUUGUGGUGCGAUUAUUCCAUGGAAUUAUCCACUGCUUAUGUUAGCUUGGAAAUUAGGUCCAGCUUUAGCAUGCGGCAACGCAGUAGUACUUAAGUCAUCUGAAUUAACUCCUUUGACUGCCCUAAAAGUUGCCGCCUUAUUUAGAGAAGCUGGGUUUCCAAAAGGUGUCGUUAAUAUUCUGUCCGGAUUCGGUUCUCCAGCUGGUUCUGCUAUUGCUCAUCAUAUGAAAAUCGAUAAAGUUGCUUUCACAGGAAGAUCCAUAUUAAAAGCUUCCGCAGAUAGUAACCUGAAGAAAGUUUCUUUGGAAUUAGGUGGAAAAUCACCAAACAUUAUAUUUGCUGAUUCAGACCUUGAAGAUGCUGUUAAAUGGUCGUAUCAAGGAAUUUUUUCCAAUCAUGGUCAAUGCUGUUGCGCUGGCUCUCGAGUUUAUGUAGAAGAUUCUAUUUAUGAUAAGUUCGUUGAAAAAUUCAAAGUGUAUGCUGAAAACCUCAAAGUCGGUGAUCCUUUUCAUGAAGAUACUUUUCAAGGUCCUCAAGUUUCUCAACGACAAUUUGAUAGAAUCAUGUCUUACAUUGAAUCUGGCAAGAAAGAAGGGGCAACUUUGUUAUUGGGUGGUAAACGACAUGGUGACAAAGGCUAUUUCAUCUGUCCAACUAUUUUCACUGAUGUGAACGAAAAUAUGAAAAUCAUGCAAGAAGAAAUAUUUGGACCCGUUGUGGCCAUUGCAAAAUUCAAAACUGUCGACGAAGUAAUUGAAAAGGCACACCUGACAAAAUAUGGAUUGGCUGCAGCUGUCUUCACUAAAGAUAUAUCUCGAGCAAUAAAAGUCUCAAAUGCAUUGAGAGCUGGCACGGUGUGGGUUAAUUGCUAUAAUGUAGUUAAUGCCAAUGCCCCAUUUGGAGGUUUCAAAGAAUCUGGAUUUGGUCGUGAGCUCGGAAAAUACGCGUUAGAAUUAUAUACUCAAGUGAAAACAGUUCAAAUUAACCUUGAAUGCCAAAAGUGA